Pseudozyma flocculosa PF-1 is the source of this 1389-nucleotide messenger RNA. RefSeq lists its product as uncharacterized. The record is from RefSeq and is a predicted model, not a curated record. Lineage: Eukaryota; Fungi; Basidiomycota; Ustilaginomycetes; Ustilaginales; Ustilaginaceae. Gene Ontology annotation, molecular function: zinc ion binding; nucleic acid binding. Bases 1 to 1389 code for a protein of 462 amino acids. The transcript is spliced from 2 exons.
AUGUCUUCCUGGAAUUGCCAACCUGCGAGCCCAUUUGCCUCUGCCAAUCGCCCGGUUGAGUACUACUUCGACAAGCAAGGCAGACCGAUCAGGCCGUUACCAGCAGCUGCACCCCAUCGCUCCGACGCCAGCCACGAGCCGAAGAAGGCCCCGCCACCCAGCUACACGCAAGUCGCCCAGGCGAGCCCAUGCCAACCCGCGGCGAUUGGCGCGGCAAGGCAUAGCAGCAACUCCUCACCGAAGGCCCAAAAGGUCGCCACAGCCGGCCCUGCGACUCAGGACGCACUGCGCGCAAAGGAAAGAGGGCAUCAAACGACCACCGUCCCAGCCCCGUCGACGCGCACCACCGAUACCCCCCUUGACAGUCCAGCCACCAAGGUCUCGGCUUCCUCCGGAGAAGCCGAGGUCGACAAGGUCGGCGCAGGCGGUACUGCUCCCAAGAGGGCCGAGGAAAGCACGGCAAAGGAGUCUGGCCAUGUAAGCGUGGCCACCGAUGUGGUCAAGCCUGCUGCGCUGACCUACCCGGACUUCGAAGAAGGCGAUGCCUUCCAUCAUUCCAUCUGGCCGUCGCAAGAAACGUCCAUCGCGUUCGAGGAGCUUCCACGACUCAACUAUGCCUUCCCUACUCCUCUGGCAACGCAUCGCUACCGCUUCGCCUGCGACCCUCCGGCUGACGAGGAAGAGGAGGGCUGGGCGCGAUGCAGCUUCCACCGACAGAUUGUGCGGCAGGCGUCGGCGAAAGGCGUCAAUGUCGGAAGGCCGGCAAUCAUCUUCCCGACCACAUUCAACGAGGCCUACGUCGACAUCACGUACGGCGACCUCGAGUCGUGGACCGCAGGUCGUGACUUUGGUCUGACGUUUAACGACACCGCGUUGUGGCUCGUGUCGUCGUGUCGACCGCUCGGGCUUCGAACCACGGUGCUCAGCGUCGAUGGUCUGCCGCCAACGACCGACUUUGCGGCUUUCCUCAGGUGCUUCCAAUCGGCCCUCGGCACUUACCUGGCGGUCGACCGCAUCUGGGCCAAGUACGUGCGGUACUCUGACGGCAGCUGCGCCCUUGGCCGCAAGCUCACGAUCCUGGCGACGUACAAGGACAAGCACGACUUCCUCUCGCUGCCCGGCUGGCUGCUCUACCGUGGCUUCGAACACCGCCUGAGCUUCAUCGACCGGCCGGACCUCUGCUGCAGCUGUCGCCUCAGCCGCGAGCCGCACACCAAUGUCGACUGCAUCUGGCAGCGCUGCAGGCGCUGCGGCGAGCGUGGCCACAAAAGAGUCGAGUGCAAGGACGAGCGCCCGACCUUUUCGCUCCCAGAGCCGAAGCGGACGAGGCUGGCCAUCGAGGGCUCUGGAGGCGUAGCGCGAGCGGAGGGUGAAGGCGAACGGUCGUGA